This is a messenger RNA of Aphanomyces invadans, 1606 nucleotides long. RefSeq lists its product as hypothetical. The transcript is spliced from 4 exons. Bases 30 to 1565 code for a protein of 511 amino acids. The record is from RefSeq and is a predicted model, not a curated record. NCBI's taxonomy places the organism in Eukaryota, Oomycota, Saprolegniomycetes, Saprolegniales, Verrucalvaceae.
CUCGAAACGACGCAGAGUCGCGAGCGGGGAUGCGCCGGCUCGUGACGGGAUGCCGAGGCCUUGGCUUUUGGCUAUGCAUGAUAUGGACGGCGAUCGCCGACGUUCUAGUCGUGGACGUCACCGACAUCGCGACGGUGUCCACUCACGCCAGCCCCAUUCUCAUCGUGGCAUUCAAAUCCUCAGAUUCAUCUUCCCUCGCGAGCGUCGACGCGUUUGCAAGCACUGCAGCCACGCUCUCUUCAGCUUAUCCCGAUCUCGCGUUUGGGAAGUGGGACCUGGCACUGUAUCCGCCGCCUCGUUUAAGCAAUUUCGUCGUCCGGGGCUACCCUGCAUACCUCUUACUGGACGGUACCUCGCCCCACGUCCCUCGCAAGUACAUCGGUCCGCCUGUUGCGAAAGCCAUCGAGAGCUGGCUCACCAACUCGUCGCCGGUACUGGAAUUCGAGUCCACUGACGACUGGAAUGCAUUCGUUGCGAGAAUGGAUGGUCAAGUCGCCCUGGCUAUUGUUCCCGACCUUCAUAGCCCCGACAGAUUGGUGGUCGAGGCGCUUGCAACCAUGGACGGCGUUGGGGUGGUCGCACUUCGCCCGUACGACUGGCGUGUAGACGACAAGGUUGGCCAAGUGGGGCCACAGCUCUGGGUGUACGAUCCAUGGAUGAACAAGAAAAGCUUGUACGCCGGGGCGUGGACUGCCACAUCCCUCGCUUCCUUCGUCGUGGAGCAUCAGCGUCAAUGGCUCAGUUUGUACGACCCGACCGUUUCGUUGGACCCCGCCGUGUCUGCGUAUGGAUUGCUCUUCUCCAGUGGUGCAUCGACACCCACACGGACCGAUCUCCUCAUAACUGCAGCUGAACAGAUUAUGACCGACCACCGUGUGCGGACCACCUACGACGUCCGGUUCCUUGUGGUCCCCCAGUCAUCGUCCUCCCAGCUCGCUACGUUUUUCGACAUCACGACGUUUCCAACCAUCGUGUGGUUUAAAGACCCAGCAAUGUACUGCGCAUUUCCAUCUAAAGGAGCUGCCCUGGAGGAGCUCGUUCAGCGCCAAGCCACCUCGGAGCUUGCCGACGACUUGAUCUCGUUUUUGCAAGCGUCCCAUCCACCGUUCGUCCGAUCUGAUACGACUCUGACCAAGUCCUCCGACGAUGUUGCGACCUUGAUCGACAUCACGACAUUGGGCCAUCUUGACCAGUUCAUCGCCUCAACUGCAACGAAUACACCAGUUGCGCUACUCGCGUUGUACUCGAUCCGGUGUCCGUCCUGCAGUGCCCUCCUUCCACGGCUGCUUCAACUUAGCGAAGACACAGCUGUGCGAAUAGCUACAGUGAAUGCGGACUCCUUCGAAUACCGCCACCUCGUGGACGUUGUGGGCGGCACCGAGUUCAGCUUGCCUGCAGUCUAUCUUUGUCGGCGAGGGAACGUCGUGCGUCGAGUCGGGACAGAUCUCACACCCCCCACCUUGAACGAGCUCAUGACAAGUGUCACAAGCACUGGUGGCCCGGGGGAGUCGACUGUCUCGACCGGCGACAAAUUCUUGCUGAACCCCCCCCAUGUAGGAGAGUAGCCCGCCCAUAUUUACGACGAAUAUUCAAGCUAUUUAUAUCA